AUGCCCAAGUACCUCUACCACGUUUUUCUCACACACGACUGGGGCAUCGACGAGGCUGGCCGUGACAACCACGAGCGCGUCUCUCGCAUCAACAACGUCCUCAAGGCCAAUGACAUCGUCACGUGGUUCGACGCCGACCGCAUGCGAGGCAACAUCAAAAAGAUGAUGGCCGACGGCAUUGACCACUCAGCGCUCGCAGCGGUGUUUAUCACGCAGCGCUACAUGGAGAAGGUCAAUGGUACCAACCAGAACGACAAUUGCCAGCUAGAGUUUGGCAUGGCGGGGAACACGCAAACGGCGGCGCGUAUCGUUCCUAUCGUCAUGGAGACUCGUAUGAAGAACUUGGCCAACUGGAAGGGCGAGUUCAAGCUCAUGUUGGGCACCUUACUGUACAUGGACGCAACAUCCGAUACCACCCUCGAGCAGUUUGCGCUCGAGUUGGUCGUCAAGAUCAAGGAGAUGCUGGCGGACACAAACUUGUUUCCCGAACAAGACGACGUCAUCAUUGAUGCAGCCGCGAGCGCAGUACUUGUCCAAAAAUCCGCCGAGUCCGAGGCACCGCCACCACUUCGCUCCAACGCAGUCGCUCCCAUGGAUGUGCCGAGGGGCAAAGCCGUCAACCACUGGAAACCGUGGCGUCUUCUUGUCGUUGCUGGUACGGCUGCAAUCGCGGUCAUUGCCGUGCACGUCGUCUGUGCCGGUUUGGACGCCAACACCAACGCCUACAACGUGGAUGGAUUUCAGUCUAUCACCGACUCCAAUGCCGCCAUCGAUGUCAACCUCAUCGCCGACACCAACGACAUCCUCGUCAUGGACACCGUCGUCAACUUCGCCAAUGACAACUCCAACUCCUCUAUCAACGACAGCAUCAAAGACAGCGCGUCAUACUCGUUGAGCACAGUCUGGAAUGCGUCGUCGCUCAAUGGUGACCCGUACCUCCUUGGCAUCACGUCGGCAGUGUCGCAGAUCAUUAUGAGCGUCGAAACCGGCCUCCUUUCGUGGGCAACAGGCAAUCCGGGCGCCAACGUAUGGCUGACGAGCGGCUCGCCAGGCUACCCUCUCACGCUUGCGGCCGACCGCAACGGAAACAUCGUGUACGCAGACCCGUUGACGAGCAAAAUCACGGCCCGGCAGUCUUGCCGCUAA
This is a messenger RNA of Saprolegnia diclina VS20, 1146 nucleotides long. RefSeq lists its product as hypothetical. The record is from RefSeq and is a predicted model, not a curated record. Lineage: Eukaryota; Oomycota; Saprolegniomycetes; Saprolegniales; Saprolegniaceae. Gene Ontology annotation, biological process: signal transduction. The transcript is spliced from 5 exons. Bases 1 to 1146 code for a protein of 381 amino acids.